AUGAAAGACACGGAGCGACGUGUGCAAUCAAUGCCGCAUUAUCGUUUGGACCAAGAUCCUUCACGCUUAACAACAUUCCCAAUACCUGGAUUCUUGGCCUCAUCCUUUCAUGAUCCGGAUGAUAAUCCAGACAAUCAGAAGAUUUCAAGACCUGGGGGUGAUGCAUCGCCCAGCCAGAUACGUCCUCCUCCUAUGUCGACUGGCAAUCAGUAUUGGAUGCCAGAUCACCUCUGUAAGGUAUGCUAUGACUGUUCUGCCGCAUUUUCUCUCUUUCGGCGUCGUCACCAUUGCCGGCUAUGCGGACAAAUCUUUUGCUACGAGUGCAGCAACCACUUUAUUGAUGGUAUACCGCACAAGUUUCCAGGCGUCGUUCGAGUGUGUAAGUUCUGCUUUCAAUUCACAGACGCCGUUGGCGGGAAGAAAAAAGCAAACGAAAAUAAACAGGAACAUCAUUCGAUCGAAAGCUUGGACGGAAGUGAUACGCUAAGAGAAUCUCUGCCUGUUCAGCUUGACCGCUUAACAUCGCACCUGUUGAGUGGGGAAGUUGGUUUUGCAAAGCCGUCACCUCUAGUAUUCAGCCCGUCGAUUGACCCGAUUGAGGAACCGAUGUUGAUGUUGUCACCUGUCGACUCAAACGCAAGUGACCUUACAGACUUUGAUCAGUCGGUGGACCCAACAAGCUUUACAACCGAGUCUGUCGAUAUAUUUGAGACGUCAGAUACCGUUGAAGCUUGUCAGAGGACCUGCCCACGAGUACGAACUAAAAGGAGACAUUCUAGCGUAGAACUGCUAGGUGCAAUCGAAAGUGGUGGACUGGAUGCUGAAAUGGUGGCUCUCCACAAUUGGGCUCAAACAUUUUCGUCUGAAGAAAAGGUCUUAACUGUACGUGGAAAGACACCGCAAAAAUGUAGUACCCAUAACAGUAAUAACUUCUACACACAGAGAGAUAUCGCGUUGGAUAAAUUCAUGCAAAGAGCUCACAAAACAAUUCGUGACGGCAUUGAGCAUUUAACAUCAUCAAUUUCAAGCAGUUUACCGAAGUCUGGGUUCACUGAUCUAGAUCAUUUGGCUAAAACUGUGGAAGACAUUGCUUUUGUCGUGACGGGCCAUUUGCUUUUCAGUAUGAAUUUUCGCUCUGUUAGUGGUUUUAACUACGAGAAUCUUGUGAAAGUGAAAAGUAUUGCAAUGAAUGCGACUAUGGAGGCAUGCAAGAACGAGCCGAGUUACAAUUUCAAAUGGCUGGCUGGAACCGUGUGCCGCAAGCACUUGAGUCACAAGCAAAUGGCGCGCCACGUCGCAAACCCUCGUAUCUUGCUCCUUGCUUGUGGAAUAAGUUAUGACCGCUCCAACGGGCUUGGGCGAAUGAGCUCAUUGGACACGUUGUUGGAGCAAGAAAGAAGUUACAUGGCGAUUUUGGUGGAGAAGAUAUCGGCACUAGAGCCGGAUGUAAUUUUUGUGGAAAAAGCAGUGUCUAGGCCAGCCCAAGAGCUGUUACGUGAGCGCCGAAUAUCGAUCGUCCUUAAUGUCAAGAGUGACUUGUUACACCGAAUUGCACGCCAUACGGGAGCUGAGGUCUUAACAUCUGUAGAUCAUGUGGAUAAAGCGAAUCCUGCACAAGUAAUUGGCAGUUGUCGGUCAUUCACGGCGAAGUCAGUCCCUAUAGUGCCGGACGAGGGACCACUCUCACCGGCGAAAAAGUCAUUGCAAGCGCUUGCAGGCGUGUUUCUGAAAGCACCUCGCUUGCGAUCAGACACUUAUCUGUACCUAGAUGGAUGUGAUCCGCUCAAUGGUUGCACAGUGUUAAUUACUGGACCAUCAAAACAGACAUUACGCCUACUGAAGCAGCUUACCCGUGCUGUGCUUGCGAUGACGUAUCAAUUGCUUUUAGAGGCUCAUGUUUUAUCCAAUCUGGACCUGAACAAUGACAUAUUGACGUCAAAUGAAUUUGCAGGGCUUACUGAUGAGAGACGCACUACGUGGUGUACGACAUCCACAUUGCGUGUUCGUGACCCCGGAUCCCAAAACCCCCGCUACCAUCAAUGUGUCGAAGCCAAGCAACUCCGAAUUACAGCCUGCUCGGAUGAAGAUGUAUCGUUUGGCAACUUUCUUAGUCAAGAAUUGGCAGCUCUCUCUCUCAAAUGUCAAAGUGUGAAGUGUAAUCAUUUGAUGGCAGAUCACGUUUAUUCGUUCAGUUGCCGGACAGGAACAAUAAUAAUUUCAUUCGAAGAGCUGCCAGAUCAAAAUAAACAGCCGUUAUUGUUAUCAGUAAGUAACGUCAGCGAUGCUGAAGCCGCAAGUAAAGCGUUGGGCUCGUUUACCGAACUCUCGCUUACAAGGAGCUUCGAGAAGAACACCAAACUGCACGCAAUAAUGACGCCAAACUCCGUUUUUCAUACAUCCGGGAAUGAUGACGAAACUAUCGUCUCAGCGGAGAACGAAUUUCCUACAGUGAUAUUUUGGCGAUGGUGUCGUGAAUGCAAAUGUGUGAUUACACCUUUUAUGCCGUUGGACAAGUACAUAUACAAGUACUCGUUUGCUAGAUUUCUGGAAGUCCUCUUCCUGGAAGCAGAACGAUCUGUGCUACUGAAGUCGUCAAGCGCAACGUGUACGCAUAUCUCGAUGGAGUCCCACGUACUUUUCUUAAACAUUGGCAAGUCUGUGGCACGCUUUGAUUUCUUAAAGCAGGUGUCACUUCGCCUUAGCCAUGCGGAGUCGAAACGCGGUAAUGAUAAUUUUCUUGCAAAGCAAUUAUUUUCCAAGAUGGAGCAAGCUGCUAUGGAGAAGGAAGUGACGGCGCGUCUUGAAAUCUUAAAGGAGACCCUGAAGUCGCUCGUUAAUACUUUUACGGAGAAAGUCGAGGGAAUUAACGAGGCAGUAAAAGCAUUUGAGAGCACGGAUAGGGGUUACCACGCGCGUAUCAUUCUUGAAGUCAUGUGCAUUUCAAAAAUGGUACGAAGCGGUGACGCAGUUUUCUCGUAUCAAUUAACGCUUAUUGGUGAGAAGUUAGCGGACAGUUUGGGAACUUGUGAUACUACUCAGCGCGCCAUGUAUUUGGUAGCAUGCAAAUGGGUUACCUACAUGAUGCGCCUUCGCAAGUUAAUCAAGAAACAUCUUUCAGUGGAUGCGAGCACGUCAGCUCGAAAUGGUAAAGGAGACAUUGUUCGUCCUGAUACACUUUUGUCAUCCAUUGCAUCACCACUGGUGUUCGAAGAAUCAACCCUGACGCCCAGCACUAUUGUCCAACCGUCCGGCAGGAGUAACGAUACUGAAUUGGUGGUUCGACACAGGAGUAGUGGAGCUCUGAGUUGUAUCACUGAGUCUGAGUCGAGCAUGGGAAAGGCAAUGUUAUCUUCGUCGACUAUUCCAAGCUUUGAAUCAUCUAAGAGACCUUCAUUGCCAUUCUCUGUUGCUGACAACAGUAAUGGAGAUGAAAAAGAGGGCCCACAAACUGGGUGGAAGGAAGCUUUGUGGAACCUUUAUCGUGUUCUCGGUAGAAUUGAACCAGGUAGCGACUUUACAGUACACCUUCCUGAAGCACUGACUGCUGGACAUCCGAGUCUUCCCCAUCGAUCAAAAUCUCGAGUGGUCUUGGUUGACGAGACAAAACCGAUUACAAGCGUUGCUUACGCUUUAUCGACAAACUCAUACGAAGAGGAGAUGGACGGAUGGAAGUUACGCGUUCAUAGUGACGCGGUGAAAUCAGUUACGUUGGAAAAGGGAAAACGUGACGAUACUAGCACUGUAUCCACAAAUUGGUCUCGUGCUGCGCUCGAAACAUCAUUGAACAUGCCGUUUAGAUUUGUGACAACGGAAAUGCCGUUGCACUUGUCACUACUUUUAAACAAAACGUCGUCUGCGUUGUCCAGCACGUGCUGGGAACUGUCAACAGUUGCGUACUUCCCACUCCAGUUUGAGGUCCUUCGCGAACUAUUUUGUGGUAGUCUUCAGAGCUACGUGUUUUCAAUAUCUCACGUAGCAAGCUGGGACGCCAAUGGUGGCAAAUCGGGUGCCUCGUUUUACCAAACCUUUGAUGACCGCUUUAUUGUCAAGCACAUUUCAUCGACCGAAAUGCAGAGUUUCCUGGGAUGUCUUCCUGAGUACUUCAAAUAUGUGGCGAGCAUUUACUUUGACGGCCGGGCAAGCCUGUUGUCAAAGAUUGUCGGGCUCUACCAGACAACUACAACCCGAAAAGAUACAGGGCAGAAGAUGGUACACUACAUUUGCGUCAUGGAAAACGUGUUUUACCAAAAGCAACCCACACGAAUUUAUGAUCUGAAAGGAAGUUCGCGGAACCGAUAUACCAGACCUCAAUUCACCACGGAAGCCGUUCAAAAUGGCAGUCAUGUCUUGCUUGACGGUAACUUCCUAGAGCUUACCAAAGGCCAUCCUUUGGGCAUACUUGCAGAAGAUCAUCGUUUUAUACUAAAAGCGGUGCAAAACGAUACUGCUUUUCUCUGCUCUAUUAAUAUCGUGGAUUACUCGAUGGUUGUAGGGCUAUGCUAUCGAAACAACGACAUGGGAGAUCAGGAGGAUAUUCUGUCCGAAAUGACUGCUGGUAUCAUCGACUAUCUGCGUCAGUUUGAUUUAAUAAAGCGUGUGGAGAGUGUUAGCAAGUCUGUCGGUAUGAUUGCUGGACAAUCCUCUCCCACAAUCAUUGAGCCAGGUCUUUAUGGUAAACGAUUUCAAGAUGCCAUGCGGCGGUACUUUAUGCCUGUCACUCCAAUAUCGUCCGGCACCAAUGACGAUAUAUAUCAAAAGCUAGACUACGGGGACUGCUGA
Messenger RNA from Peronospora belbahrii, 4779 nucleotides. The record is from the annotation of a GenBank genome assembly. Lineage: Eukaryota; Oomycota; Peronosporomycetes; Peronosporales; Peronosporaceae.